This is a messenger RNA of Daphnia carinata, 1063 nucleotides long. Its product is annotated as zinc finger protein 883-like. The record is from RefSeq and is a predicted model, not a curated record. NCBI's taxonomy places the organism in Eukaryota, Metazoa, Arthropoda, Branchiopoda, Diplostraca, Daphniidae. The transcript is spliced from 9 exons. The coding region runs from base 207 to 839 and encodes 210 amino acids.
AACCACCUUGAAACCGUAUUCUAUAAUAAAAAUUUUAUUGAUAACAAAAAUAAUAGAUUGAAAAAAUUAUGCUACAAUAUUCCAAUCUAGUGUUUGUGUGAAAAUCAACUUUGGCACAUCUUUGUGGUAUUGCAGUUUUACCGAAAUUCAUUCACGAAUCAUUAUUGAUUAACAAAAGAUAUUUGAUUGUUGUUAGAUUUCCAUAAAUGUUCAAGCAACUGGAGAUAGCCAUGAUGGAAGAUUCAGUUCAAAGCACUCGAAGUAUGAGGCAGUGCCCAAUCUGUUCAGAGGUGGUGGGCAACAAGAGGCAACAUAUAGAUAUGCAUUACGGGAUAGAAUUUGACCACCAAUGUCGAUAUUGUGACAAAAUAUUUGCUCAUCCAGGCAAUCUUCGGACCCAUGAACGCGUCCAUUUAGAGACCGUUCAGGACAAGUCGGUAGUCGCAGCAUUCACUUCUGAGGAGGAAUGGCCGUAUAAAUGCAAAUUUUGCCCAAAAAGAUUUCGUUUUUCGUCUCGAUUAAUGGAACAUACCACAAUCCAUUCAAAAGAACGUCCGUAUACUUGCCUAUAUUGCCCUAAGACAUUCAAAAAUGCCUAUUCGGUAUGGGAGCAUUUAGCAAAUACCCACUCAACGCACAAUUCUACUCAAGUGAAUAAAAUGAAUCUCCCGAAAGCUGAAAUUAAAAGCUCGUUGAAGACAAAAGCUAUUCACACGAUGAAGGUAAAAGGAUACCCGCGCGAAAUCAGAUAUACAUUACCAGCAUCAAUGAAGAAUGCCAACCUGUGUCCGAGAGUAGUUCUUUCACGAUCCCUGACUGAAGUCCUUAAUAAAAUGUAGAUGUGGCACUCGGUAGGUCAAACUGUAUCAGGUGUACAUCCGAUAGUGAUAAGAAUUUUAUCACAUGUUGCGCUGUACAUCUCUACAUUUUCAAAGAUUCCCUUCAAUUUGAUUUGAAUAUUCCGUUGACCAUCCAUUUUGCUUUUUUCAUUGCGCUUGUCUUUUGAGAAAUAUUUUCUGUCUUGCAUUACGCAUUAUGUUACAAAGAAUCAAAACUGCUAUAA